Trichomycterus rosablanca is the source of this 748-nucleotide messenger RNA. RefSeq lists its product as uncharacterized. The record is from RefSeq and is a predicted model, not a curated record. The transcript is spliced from 4 exons. Gene Ontology annotation, cellular component: nucleus; cytosol. NCBI's taxonomy places the organism in Eukaryota, Metazoa, Chordata, Actinopteri, Siluriformes, Trichomycteridae. Gene Ontology annotation, biological process: spermatogenesis. Bases 54 to 725 code for a protein of 223 amino acids.
UCUUAAUUCGGUCCUUUUUAAACCAGUAUUUAACUCCUGCUUGUAGCGGGAUCAUGUUUAAGAGGAGCAAAAGCGAAGUUUUGGUGGAUGAAGACGCGUCCGAGGAGGAGGACGCGCCCUGGCGUCGGGAGCGCGCAGACAAGGAUAAAGAAUCGGCAGGAACAGAGGAAGUGCCGGGCCCCGCGACCAAGGACAGAAAAACCAAGAAGGUCAAAGCCAAGAAGGAGCGCGGAGACAAGAAGCUUCCCUCACAGGACGACGAGCACUUCCUGCUCACGGGAGUCGCCGUUUCUCAGAGGAAAGGGGGUGCUAAGGAGGAAAAGGUGAAGGUGCACGCGGAGAAGGAUCGGGUUCACUGCCUGUGGGACAGCAUCACCAUGACCAUGCGCCAGAUCACGCCCAGCCGCAAGAUGGACCGCAUGGAGGGCUGGGAGCCGCCGCAGCUGACCGAGGACGCGGAGGUGAAGAAGAGCGACGGCGAGGGGAAGAGAAGCGACUCGUCUCCGCUGUCCACCGGCCUCUCGCUGUCUCUGCCCGGCUCCCUGACCUUACCGUCCUGGACGGGCAUGAGCUCGGAGGACGACUCUUCACGCUACGCCAGUCUGAGCGAGCCCCAGGCGGCAGGACCCGCGCAGUGGGCGGCCCGGGCCAGGGACAAAUUGGCCGCCGUGAGGCGCCGCAGCCCCGGCAGCCAAUCGGAAAGCGCGUGGGAGGGGCUUAAGUGAGAAACAGUAAACCUAUGUAGUCA